This is a messenger RNA of Octodon degus (degu), 3575 nucleotides long. It is a transcript of the gene Nr2c1, whose product is annotated as nuclear receptor subfamily 2 group C member 1. Gene Ontology annotation, molecular function: zinc ion binding; nuclear receptor activity; RNA polymerase II cis-regulatory region sequence-specific DNA binding. The transcript has 14 exons. Bases 100 to 1917 code for a protein of 605 amino acids. NCBI's taxonomy places the organism in Eukaryota, Metazoa, Chordata, Mammalia, Rodentia, Octodontidae. The record is from RefSeq and is a predicted model, not a curated record. Gene Ontology annotation, biological process: anatomical structure development; negative regulation of transcription by RNA polymerase II; cell differentiation.
CUUCCUCCUUCCUCUCGUCCAGCCACCCGGCGCCCGGCCCAGCGGACUGUCGGGCCUCGCCGGCCUCGGGAGGCAGCACGGCUGUUUGGACAGUUAAUCAUGGCAACCAUCGAAGAAAUUGCACAUCAGAUUAUUGAACAACAGAUGGGAGAGAUUGUUACAGAGCAGCAAACUGCACAGAAAAUCCAGAUUGUGACAGCACUUGAUCCUGAUGCCCAGGGCAAGCAAUUCAUCCUGACGAACCACGACAGCACCUCACCCGGCAAGGUCAUCCUGGCCCGGCAGGAUUCCACUCCAGGCAAGGUUUUCCUCACUACUCCAGAUGCAGCAGGCGUCAACCAGCUGUUCUUCACGACUCCUGAUCUGUCCUCGCCACACCUACAGCUCUUGACAGAUAGUCCUUCACAAGACCAGGGACCAAAUAAGGUUUUUGAUCUUUGCGUAGUAUGUGGAGACAAAGCAUCAGGGCGUCAUUAUGGAGCAGUGACUUGUGAAGGCUGCAAAGGAUUUUUUAAAAGAAGCAUCCGAAAAAAUUUAGUGUAUUCAUGUCGUGGAUCAAAGGACUGUAUCAUUAACAAGCACCAUCGAAACCGAUGUCAGUACUGCAGGUUACAGAGAUGUAUCGCCUUUGGAAUGAAACAGGACUCUGUUCAGUGUGAAAGAAAACCUAUUGAAUUAUCUCGGGAAAAAUCUUCCAACUGUGCCGCUUCAACAGAAAAAAUCUACAUCCGCAAAGACCUCCGAAGCCCAUUGGCUGCUACUCCGACCUUCGUGACUGACAGUGAGACUGCAAGGUCAGCAGGGCUGCUGGACCCAGGGCUGCUCAUGAACAUCCAUCCGCCAGGGGUGAAAGCCGAGUCGGCCGUGCUGGUGACGCCAGAGAAGGCUGAAUCAUGUCAGGCAGAUUUAAGUACCUUGGCCAGUGUGGUGACGUCAUUAGCAAACCUCGGAAGGACAAACGAACUCUCUCAGAAUGGAAACGAUGUGUCUGGGGCGGAAAGUCUAACCAAUGGCGACACGACUGUGGGCGAAUGUCACCAAGAACUGCAGACCAGUGGCGACGUCUGCAGGGCAUUUGACACCCUUGCAAAAGCGCUGGAUCCCGGAGAGAGCAGCAGCUGCCCAAGCUCAGGGGAGGGCAUGGAAGGAGGUGGACACCUGCCUGCCGGCGAGCCCAGUGCCAGCUACGUGGAGAAGGAGGGGCCACUUCUCAGCGAUUCUCAUGUAGCUUUCAGGCUCACCAUGCCUUCUCCUACACCCGAGUACCUGAAUGUGCACUACAUCGGGGAGUCUGCCUCCAGGCUGCUGUUCCUGUCAAUGCAUUGGGCACUUUCCAUCCCUUCUUUCCAGGCCCUAGGGCAAGAAAACAGCAUAUUACUGGUGAAAGCUUACUGGAAUGAACUCUUUACUCUUGGUCUGGCCCAGUGCUGGCAAGUGAUGAAUGUAGCGACCAUAUUAGCAACCUUUGUCAACUGUCUCCACAGCAGCCUUCAACAAGAUAAAAUGUCCCCAGAAAGGAGGAAACUUCUGAUGGAGCACAUCUUCAAGCUGCAGGAGUUUUGUAACAGCAUGGUCAAGCUCUGCAUCGAUGGCUACGAGUAUGCCUACCUGAAGGCCAUAGUGCUCUUCAGCCCAGAUCAUCCAGGCCUAGAAAAUAUGGAACAGAUUGAAAAAUUUCAGGAAAAGGCUUAUGUGGAAUUCCAGGAUUACAUAACCAGAACAUAUCCAGAUGACACCUACAGGCUGUCCAGACUGCUGCUCCGGUUGCCAGCCCUGCGGCUGAUGAAUGCCACCAUCACAGAAGAGCUGUUUUUCAAAGGCCUUAUCGGGAAUGUACGGAUCGACAGUGUUAUUCCGCACAUUUUAAAAAUGGAGCCUGCGGACUAUAACUCACAAAUAAUCGGUCACAGCAUUUGAAAGCUGUGCUCACAAUGUAUAAAUUUAUUGUUCCUUCCUGGAACACAAAAGAAUACCAAAUUAAACCCAUUGCUUCAAGGGUAUCUGGAAAUUUUGACUUUAAAAAGUUACCAAAAUCCAAGGUAUUUUUACUUUAGCUUCCUUAAGAAGAACUUUUGAAGUGACGGGACAGUCAGCAAAAGUUAGGUUUCCCUUUAUGUUUCUGUUUUAUAUUAUAAAACAAAUAAAUUAGUCUUUUCCCCUGAAUUGUGUUCUAUUCAUAUUUAACUUUAUUAUGAACUAAUAUACUUACUGGUCAUUAUCCCUAAGGAGAAAUUCCUUGUAUUUUAAUUCUCCAUAAUGUAAUGUUGUAAUCUCCAUGUCAAAGAUUAUUUUAUGCUCAAUGGUAUGAUAAUAUUAGAACUAGAGGAAAUAAUAAUCAAAUAUAUAUUUUUUUGUCUUUGUAAAUUCAUAAUAUUCUUAGCAUAUUUUACUCAUUGCUGGCAAUGAGACGUAGGCUAUUCAUGACUUUUAAUGUUGUGUUUUAUUAGUUAUAAGCACUUUUUAUUUAGGCAGCAGAAAACUGGUUUUGAGAAUACAACAGAGUUUAUUUGUUAGUAUUUUUUGUGUUUACUGCUGUGUAUUAGUUAAAUAUGGUAGCUUCUAAGCCCAAAAUAUUUCACUUCUUCAAAAUGGGUACUAAAAUGGUUGCUCUUGUAUAUCCCCCGGAAGCACCCGAACUUCUCUUCUGCUCAUACCUGUGCUGUAGCUUCCUCACUCUUCCUUGUUCCUUGGGGUUUAGCUGGUUCCUUUCAGGUCAUUGGAGGAGCUGGUCCAGGUUGUUCAAUAAUAGACAUGUCAUAGCCAGUUUGUGUUUUCAGAAAUAUGUAUGGGUUGAACAUUUUCAAGCAGUUGAUAGUUUUUGAAGGAACAUGUGUGAUUCUUUCAUUACAAAGCAGCAGUCUGAAGGCUCAGCCUGAAGCCAUGUUGCCUCCACAAGGAAAGCAUUUUCUGUGUUGUUCUUUUUGGUUUUGGGGACAGGAUCUUGCUUUGUAGUUCAGGCUGGUCUGGAGCACACCUAUGUUGCAGCCAUGAACGUGUGACGAUCCUCCUGUCUCAGGCUCUCCAUGCUGGAUUAGUAGGCGUACUGCACCACACCCACAAAAGCAUUUUAUCCUUGGAGUCCCCCACAGCAGUGUUACCAGCAAAUCCAUCACUGUUUGGUGUUUCUUUGCUCUGAUUUCAUGGUGAGUUCUUUUGGUAUUGGUACCUGUUGAUUUUCAAAACACAGGAAGAGUUUAUUGACUCUAUAAUGACUACAUUUUUAAUAAAGACUUUUGUAGUAGAACAGUGUGGAUUUUACUGAUGACUACUUUAUAGUCAUUUUUUAAAGUAUCAACAUUUUUUAAAAGUAUCAGUUUAGUCUCCAACAACUUUUUAAGUAAACCUUUCUCAGUUUAAAUCAUGAUUUUUGUCAACAGCUUUAUUUAUAAUUCUCAGCUGGAGAAAACUACACUUAGUAUAGGACAUUCAAAUGAAAAAGUCAGGGUUAUGCCUUUGUAAACCAAGACUUCAGAAAAAUCCCUUAAUGUACUAAUGGCUAAUUAAGAUAUUUCUUUUAGGUAUUUUUUUUCCUGGUUAAGUCUGUAGUUAUAUAUGGAAGUGUUAAACUAUAUUAA